Messenger RNA from Nannospalax galili (Upper Galilee mountains blind mole rat), 396 nucleotides. RefSeq names its product insulin like 5 (gene Insl5). Gene Ontology annotation, cellular component: extracellular region. Gene Ontology annotation, biological process: positive regulation of feeding behavior. The record is from RefSeq and is a predicted model, not a curated record. Lineage: Eukaryota; Metazoa; Chordata; Mammalia; Rodentia; Spalacidae. Gene Ontology annotation, molecular function: hormone activity.
AUGAAGGACUCCACUUUUGGUCUGUUUCUGUUCUCUGUCCUGUUUGCCAUCCCGGAAGUGAGAAGCAGGGAACUGAAGCUUUGUGGCCCAGAGUAUGUGAGAACAGUCAUCUGUAUCUGUGCCAGCUCCAGGUGGAGACGACACCUGGAGGGCGCGCUGCAAGGUGAGAAAAGAAACUACUUCCAACUCCUAAGCAGACAUGAGACUUCUCAGGAAAGUAUUGAGCAGAACCUUCCCAAGGUGGAUUCCUCAGGAGAGGAACGAGCACAAGAUCAGCAGGUGCCCAUGGAAAGGCUUUGGGAACCAGUGAAGCAUUCGAUGACGUCCAGAUGAGAUUUGCAAGCUCUGUGCUGUACUGCUGGAUGCGCCAUUACUGAUCUUGGUGCCUUCUGUUAG